AUGUGCCUUGAUCACGGCCCGGACUCGGCCGCUACUUCCGCCUGGGUGACGUCUGCCAUCGCCGGCUGCGCGAACUUCUGCCGACGGCGAGGCAGCGGGUGGGACCGGACGUCUUUCCUUCUGCCUGGGCACUGCUGCACCAGACUGCUGCGUUGUUUAGCCGUCUUUGCCCGUCUUUUGGGUCCUUGGGACUUCUUGACCUUGGAAACCUUUUCGGGUCCCGGUCCUCUGGAUCUUGGCAACCACUUUGAUCUUGUUGACCUUGGAAACUUGGUCGUCUUGAUCCUCUGGAUCUUCUUGACUUGUCAUCCAAGUCUCGAUCCUCUGGCUCUUCCUGAAGUUUCUUGA
Messenger RNA from Ustilaginoidea virens, 348 nucleotides. RefSeq lists its product as uncharacterized. Bases 1 to 348 code for a protein of 115 amino acids. NCBI's taxonomy places the organism in Eukaryota, Fungi, Ascomycota, Sordariomycetes, Hypocreales, Clavicipitaceae. The record is from RefSeq and is a predicted model, not a curated record. The transcript has 4 exons.